Molecule: messenger RNA, 1094 nt
Organism: Uloborus diversus
Lineage: Eukaryota; Metazoa; Arthropoda; Arachnida; Araneae; Uloboridae
Gene: Mlp60A
Product: muscle LIM protein 1-like
Exons: 4
Coding region: 180-503 (107 amino acids)
Biological process (GO): muscle tissue development; sarcomere organization
Cellular component (GO): nucleus; cytoplasm; Z disc
Molecular function (GO): structural constituent of muscle; actinin binding
Source: RefSeq, a predicted model, not a curated record
GUGCAAAGCGGUAGAAAACGCUAAGGAUUCGUUCUAUCUAAUCCCCUUACUUCUGGGAGAUUCGAAAUCAGUGUCCCACACACCAGCCACACGGUACAGUCGCAGUUAGUGCUACGCCAGCUUUGAAAAGGAAAUUCAUUGGUUUUUUCUUUCCGCCGCAGCUCUAUUAGAGGUGUAAGAUGCCUUUCACACCCGUGGAACAAGCCAAAUGCCCCAAAUGCGGGAAAUCCGUCUACGCCGCUGAAGAGAUGCUGGCCGCUGGAGCCAAGUGGCACAAAACCUGCUUCAACUGUGGUCUGUGCCGCAAAAGGUUAGACAGCACCAAUGCCACCGAACACGCUGGCGAACUGUACUGCAAGCAGUGCUACGGCAGGAAAUUCGGACCCAAGGGAUACGGAUUCGGUGGUGGCGCUGGAUGCCUGAGCAUGGACAAAGGAGAACAAUUCGGAAACACAGAAUGUGCAAUGAGCAACAAGCCCACAUUGGACCCAACUUAUGGUUAAACCACCCACUCACUAAUUUAUUCUGUAUAGAACUUUCUCUGGGUGAUCUGCAAAACUCGUUCCGAAAAAAGAAAAAAUACCAGCUGAAAAAUGUGCUUAUCAAGUUAAACGAAGAAUCACAACUUUUUUGUUACUUAGAAUUCGUCUCAUUUUGUUGUUUUCAAUUAAUAAAAGAAGAACUUCCGAAGAUAUUAACAAAGAAACUGCGCAAUACGAUUCCGACAAUGCCACCGCAUCUAGUUUUUUUGCUAUUUCUAAACAACAGCUUAUGUUUCUUGGAUAUGCUCUGUGUUACUACAGUACCGGUUAUCCUGGACAAAGGUGUUAAUUUCUGAAAAGCAAGUGUUGACGUGUUUACUUUUCAAGUUUGUUGAGCAGCAAAUCAAAUAGCAAUUUUGUAAUUAUUUCGUUACUGAAAUGUUCCGAGGAUUCAUUAUUAGGAUAUUGUUUGUUUAGUGGAAAUUUUAUUUUCAACUCUGUCGAUGUUCCUAGUUUUAUGUAAGUUAUACUAGGAUGGUUCAAAGGGAAAUGCUGAUAUCGGUGCUGUGUAUCUCAAGUCCAUGUUUUCAAUAAAUUACACUUUCGAAAUUA